Striga asiatica is the source of this 717-nucleotide messenger RNA. The record is from the annotation of a GenBank genome assembly. NCBI's taxonomy places the organism in Eukaryota, Viridiplantae, Streptophyta, Magnoliopsida, Lamiales, Orobanchaceae.
AUGGAUUCUCCGUCUCGAUAUCUCUGUGCCGUCAGCAUCCGGUCGGCCGAUCGAUCGAACUCUUUCCGGCGGCAUGAUUCCGGGAAACGACCUCCGGCGACCGGCGGAGGCUCCGGCGCCAGCGUCCGGCCGUACGUGAGGUCAAAGCUGCCUCGACUGAGGUGGACGCAAGAUCUCCACCAGAGCUUUGUAAGGGCUGUUGAUCGACUCGGAGGAGAAGAUAGGGCAACUCCAAAAAUGGUUCUUGAGCUAAUGAAUGUGAAAGGGCUAUCGAUAACACACGUCAAGAGUCACCUACAGAUGUACAGGAGCAUGAAGCAUGAGCAGAUUAUGCAGGAAUCUCUAGUUGAAAUGAGCAAGAAAGUUCAAGCCACUUCACUUCCAAAUGAGUUAAAUCAUCCUGACCGUACUUUGGGAUUACUCACCAGCCAAGCCCUUGCCCUUGACAUUCAUGCAAUAAGGCACGAGGAAACAAAGCCAAUUGGAAUAAGCGCGGAAAAUAGGCGUACAUUCAAUGACUCGGUUAUUUUCAACGACUUAUUCAGAAGCUGCAAACCACAAACUACGGAUUAUGUCGAUAUAGACAAGGCAAAGGACACAAAAUAUCACGCAAACAUUAGUAGCAACACGAGUAAUCCUGCUAUUCGAGUUUCAUCAAGAGAAUGCGCGUGUUUUAUGGACUCGAACGAUGUCUCGCUAGAGCUAACUCUUGGCUAG